AUGCAGCGGGAUCUUUUAGACGUACGGAACGGGAAGCGCGUCAAAAAGCGCGUUUCGCGGGCGCUGGACCGGAAACUUCCGGUCGGCUGGGAGACCCUACGACACACCUUUACAUCUGUCCGGCUAAAGGGCGAGCGUGGCUCGUUUUUGUCCCGUUCAAAACGCAUCUCGCCGGUGCCGCUGCAGCUCGGAUCGUCCGGAUGGGGGGCCCCCCGAGUCUUUUUUUUUAAUUUCUCCUUUCAAUUUGACCGAGACAAAAAGGCGCGC
This is a messenger RNA of Iphiclides podalirius (scarce swallowtail), 267 nucleotides long. The record is from the annotation of a GenBank genome assembly. NCBI's taxonomy places the organism in Eukaryota, Metazoa, Arthropoda, Insecta, Lepidoptera, Papilionidae.